This is a messenger RNA of Cryptococcus wingfieldii CBS 7118, 2226 nucleotides long. RefSeq lists its product as hypothetical. Bases 1 to 2226 code for a protein of 741 amino acids. Gene Ontology annotation, biological process: positive regulation of Rho protein signal transduction; intracellular signal transduction. The record is from RefSeq and is a predicted model, not a curated record. Gene Ontology annotation, molecular function: guanyl-nucleotide exchange factor activity. NCBI's taxonomy places the organism in Eukaryota, Fungi, Basidiomycota, Tremellomycetes, Tremellales, Cryptococcaceae. The transcript is spliced from 8 exons.
AUGCCGUUCACGAAUGUCCCCUUCUACACCCCAAAACCCGCCAAAUCCUCGAACGCAACUAUGAAUAUACCAAUGACUCUCGGCUUGAUACCCCAAUACAUGGUUUGGCAUUCUCUUACAGGUUCGGCUAAUGGAGUUACAGAGACGGCCCCAGUUGUGCCUACUGACCGCAACCUGUCACCAACUGUGACCAUUAGCGAACAGACAGAACAGCCACAGUCCCCCAACGAGCUCCAACCUCCCCGAGCAUCCGCCACACUUCUUCAAAGCCCCUCGUCUCCAAAAUCAACUCAGACACCUGGUACUCCCCAAAUCCGCAGUCGACCUCGGGCAGCAUCAACCCUUUCGGUGGCCAGUACCACAGCCUCGCGCCCGCCUUCAUUCAUUUCAGAAGACGAGGACGAUCAAGGUGAUAGCUCGUCUGAUGAUUCAAUGUUGAGCUGGUGGUCUGACGACUCGUCGGAUGACGAAGAGGCCGAAGGAGAAGAGACCAGUGAAAAGGUGGAGAACGGGCAGGGCAACGAUACAACCCCCAAAGCCAAAAAGACAAGGAGGUCUGCUCCGAAGCCGCCUACCAAUCCCGAGAAGGAAGCCGAGCGUAAACGCCGAGAGGCUCAGCGUCACUCCUUACUUGCCGCCGCCGGUCUGCAAGUGACGCGAGAGCCAUCAGUCAGGAGGGCUGCGCCUGCUGUCCCAGGUGGAAGAAAGAGGCGACAUGCUCCUGCUGUCCCAGAAGGUAGGAGGCGGGGCAAAGAUCUGCCUCCGAUUCCCGAUGAGCAGUAUGAGAAGAGUGAGAGGCUGGGUACGCAAGAUGCUUAUGCGAGAUACGAAGCUUUCUUGGCGCAAUCUGCCCAAGCUCAGAGCCAGCCUUUGCCGCGCCCCGAGUCUCUCAGUGUCCAAUCUCGACCCAGCUCGCAAGGGCUGUCACCUCAAACGACAGGUCAAUCUCCUCAAGGCGCUCCCCUCUCACCCACAUCGACCAUUACAUCCCUUCCUCCAUCCAUAGGAAAAGAAGCAGGUGGGAAAAUUUCAGGCUUUUUCAAGAGUGUUCUGGCCACACACCAUCCCGAGCCCAAACGCCCGAGUAUCAGCGGACCCACCAUCUCCCGGGUCGGUAUUGACGAUCAACCAUCUUCGCCUUCCCCUGGUUCCACAGGUCAGUCAUCCGAAGCAGAGAGUAGUGAGUUUGGAAAGACAUGGUCAAGUUUGGUGGAGCCGAGUGUGUUGAAUACUAUGGACAAGAGUGAAAGAAAGAGGCAGGAAGCCAUCUUUGAGUUUAUUGCCACGGAGAAUGCGUAUAAUCGAGAUUUGCAGCUGAUUGUAGAGGCAAGUGACAUGCUUGUGUUUUACGCUUCUCUCCUAUCUAUGUUGGACGAGAAGGCUCUCACGGUCAUCUUUGCCAACAUCGAAGACAUCUUGCUCUUCAACACUGGCUUCUUCAGUGCAUUGGAAGAGAGACAAAAGGCUGCUAGGCUAUAUGUCGUCAAGAUUGGCGAUGUUCUGAGUUUUUUGAAUGAAGCGGGCAUCUACAUGACAUACUGCAUCAAUCAGCACCAAGCCAUCAAGCUUCUCCAAAGUUUGCGAGAAGAGAGGCCGGAGCUCAACGCUCAUCUUCAACACAUCCGGGAGACAAAUGCCUCCAUUCGAGGACUUGAUCUCUCAAGUUUCUUGCUCAUCCCGAUGCAAAGGAUCACCCGAUAUCCUCUUUUGAUCAAACAAAUCAUCGCCUAUACGCCUUACGACCACUCCGACCUUCCCCAGCUCGAACAAGCUCUGCGCGUGACAGAAGGAAUAGUGAGCAGAAUCAAUGAGAGUGUGCGGGAAAGUGAAGGGCAGGAGAGACUGAGGACUCUGAGUGAAAACUUGUGGAUCGGAGGGGAAGGCCGCUUGGAUCUGACAGCGCCGACUGCCUUCUCGGGCCCUCGAAGGCUGGUGAAGGAAGGCACCGUCACGAAAGCCAAAUCUGGGCGAAAGCUCACCAUGCUGCUUUGCAACGACAUCAUCGUGCUCCUCGACAACAAGGAUCUCUAUCGCAUGCCAUUAGCAUUGCACGAAGUCGAGGUGAAGCAGACGAGGGAUGUCACGGGCUUUGCUCUUCGAGCAGACCAGAGGCGAGGUGGGGACACUGUUGCUCUCAAAGUAAUGAGUGCUAGCGAUGCAAAGGAUUGGAUGGGCAAAAUUGAUCGGGCCAGGAAGCAAGCUUUGAGCGCUCGACGUGCGAUGUAA